Caenorhabditis remanei is the source of this 2994-nucleotide messenger RNA. RefSeq lists its product as uncharacterized. The transcript has 12 exons. The record is from RefSeq and is a predicted model, not a curated record. Bases 1 to 2994 code for a protein of 997 amino acids. Gene Ontology annotation, molecular function: protein binding; oxidoreductase activity. NCBI's taxonomy places the organism in Eukaryota, Metazoa, Nematoda, Chromadorea, Rhabditida, Rhabditidae.
AUGCGAUUUUCCAAGAAAUCUCGAAUAAAACGUGCCUGCGCCAUCGCCACAGAAGUGCUAAAAGAAGCGAAAAAAAUCCGAAAAUCCAACUCAGAAAUCCAAGAAAAUUGUGUUCUUCAACUGGGAAAUUGUAAGAUUUCGGCGAGUUACGGUCAUCGACUCAGUAAGACUGAGGCUUGUUGCUCAUCGUGUUUCUCGACGACUUUUCGUGGGCGGGACUACGAACCUGACUUUUUGAUUUGGAAACAGAAGGCUAUUGAUGGACAGACAUACGUGAGGAAUGAACAAUUCGCGAAACGAUAUAUUAAUAGUUGCUUCCUCCCCUACUACAAAAAGUGUCAAUCAUGUGGGAAAUACUCGGAAUUCCAGUCGUCUGAAACCUUUAAACCCCACGAUUUCGUCAAUUUUCAAUGCGAAAAUGACUGUGACACCACCGUGGAAUCAGAAGACGUCCGUCGAGUCCGUCGUGAUUCUGGAUGGUGUUUCAAUGAAUUCGGACAACCUCCACUUCUUCAAAAUAACAUUUCUUAUGAUCUACUCGUAGAUCACUAUGUCACACGGACCACUGGAAUGGACGCCACGUGUCAGGAGGGGGCGGAGCUUAUUGAUGAUGGGGGCGUGGCGUUUCGAGAUACGAAGAAGAUUAUGAACAUGUUUUAUGUGCCGUUUACAGAUGUUAUUGCGAAUAUUGUACAUCCCGAAUUCAUGGAAACUGAUGAGAAAUUUGCGUUCCCAAAAUUCGCGGACGAUCCAAUCUCCAUUUACUACCUUCAAGUACGUAACACAAUCAUCGCAAUGUGGCUGAAACAUCCAUUCGUCGAAGUGACUCAGAAGAUGGUCGAAUCACAGAUUAUUGUCAGAGGACACGCACGGAUAUUCUUCAUUGAACACUUGAUUCAACCGAUUCUCGAAUUCUUGACAAUUAAAGGAAUCGUCAAUUAUGGGGCAUUCGAUUUUCGAAUCGAUCCGUUAAACGGGAAUGUGCCGAAAGUGGCAAUAAUCGGAGCCGGAAUCUCAGGUAUCUCAACGGCUCGUCACCUCCAACAUCUCGGUGUAAACGCCGUUUUAUUCGAGGCGAAAGAUCGUCACGGUGGCCGAAUGAAUGAUGACAGAACACUGGGUGUGCCAGUUGGAAAAGGAGCUCAGAUCAUUGUUGGAAAUAUCAAUAAUCCCAUCACUUUACUCUGUGAACAAAUCGGAAUUCGAUACAGAAAUUCGACGUUUUUCUGUCCGUUAAUCGAUGAAACCGGGCGGUGUUUCACUUUGGAACACAAGGAAUUGGAUGAUCAAGUGGAUUUACAUUAUAAUAAUGUAUUGGAUGCGAUUAGGAAUAAGUAUCAAUCGGAUCGCAAUUUUCCUGAUGUCACUUUGGAGGAGACUACUGUAACUCCGAUCCUAGAGACUCCGAUCCUGGAGAUUACGGUAUCUCCGAUCAUAGAGAUUACUACUACUGUAUCUCCGAUCCUAGAAAUUAUGGUAGCUUGGAUCCUGGAGACUGGAGACUACUGUAUCUCUGAUCCUAGAGACUACUGUAACUCUGAUCCUAGAGAUUACGGUAGCUUGGAUCCUACAGACUACUGUAUCUCCGAUCCUAGAGACUACUGUAACUCCGAUCCUAGAGACUCCGAUCCUUCAGACUACUGUAUCUCCGAUCCUAGAGAUUACGAUCCUAGAGACUACUGUUUCUCCGAUCCCAGGAGUACUGAAGCUAGGAUCCUGGAGACUUCUGUAACUCCGAUCCUGAGGAUUACUGUAACUCCGAUCCUAGAAACUACUGUAUCUUCGAUCCUAGAUCCUAGAGACUACUGUAACUCCGAUCCUGGAGAUUACGACUACUUUAUCUCCGAUCCUAGAGACUACUGUAUCUUUGAUUCUAAGGACUACUGUAACUCCGAUCCUGGAGACUACUGUAGUUUGGAUCCUACAGACUACUGUAUCUCCGAUCCUAGAGACUACUGUAACUCCGAUCCUAAAAUUGUGUUCGUUCUUACAGAAAUGUUCUCAAAAAUGAGCUCCGGCCUGCUCUCAGCCGCCGAUCUCGAUCAUCUCUACACUCCAGAAUUCGAGAAACUUCUCGAUUUUCACCUCGGAAAUCUCGAAUUCUCAUGCGGAACGGCGGUCGAGAAUCUCUCCGCAAAAGAGUACGAUCACAAUGAGAAAUUCGGAAAUUUCGCCGGCGAACACGCGGUGAUUCUCGACGGCGCUCAAACGAUCAUUGAAUAUUUGGCGCGUGGUUUGGAUAUACGUCUCAACUCUCCAAUCAAACAAAUCGAUUGGAAAAGUGAGGAGAAACGAGUGAAAUUGGUGUUCGAGACGGGAGAAACCGAGACUUUCGAUAAAGUUGUGGUGACGACGUCCUUGGCUGUGUUGAAGAAAAACCCGCAACUCUUCAAUCCGCCUCUUCCCGACGAAAAACGUAAAGCGAUCGACGAUUUGGGGGCGGGACUAAUCGAGAAAAUGGCCGUGAAAUUCGACCGUCGAUUCUGGAGUACUGUAGAUGCGGAUGAUGGAAUCAAAGCACAGUAUUUCGGCAAGGUGCCGGAUUCGAAGUCCGAUCGGAGUCUUUUCAAUAUUUAUUACGAUUUUUCAGGAAAAGACGCCACCGGCAAUGAAGUUUUUGUCCUGAUGUCCUAUGUGACCGCCGAGCACGUGAAUCUCGUCAAUGAGCUCUCCGACGAAGAAGUCGCCGAAAAAUUCGUUGAAACUCUCCGAAAGAUGUUCCCGAAGGCUAUAAUCAACCCGAUUGGUCAAAUGGUAUCACAUUGGGGAGCGGAUCCGUACAUUGGAAUGUCUUAUACGUAUGUACCGUUUGGAUCCAGCGGAGAUGGCGUUUAUAAUAAGUUGAAGGAAACAAUCGACGACCGUAUCUAUUUCGCCGGUGAGCACACGAUCGCCGCGGAGCCCCAAACGAUGGCCGGCGCCUAUCUGUCAGGCCUCCGAGAAGCAUCGAAAAUUGUGAUGAGCUGGAAACGAGACAUUCAGGAAUCGCCUUAA